Dioszegia hungarica is the source of this 987-nucleotide messenger RNA. RefSeq lists its product as uncharacterized. NCBI's taxonomy places the organism in Eukaryota, Fungi, Basidiomycota, Tremellomycetes, Tremellales, Bulleribasidiaceae. The transcript is spliced from 6 exons. The record is from RefSeq and is a predicted model, not a curated record. The coding region runs from base 1 to 987 and encodes 328 amino acids.
AUGUCAGGCAAUUUCUUCAUCAACGAGACCACGACAGGAGUGGGUCACAAGACCUACAUUGACAAUUGCCGCAACACGUGGAUGUCGCCGAGGAUUGAGUCGCCCACGGCCCCUUGUGGCUCUCUCCGAAUGGACGGGAUGGGAACAUACAUCGGCGGCAAAUGCUGGGCACGAGGUCCGAGUCACAAGGUGGAGAUCAAAGCUGGGAAAGUCUGGCUGGACGACAAGGUCCUUGCGGGGGUUACAAUCCCCCCCGACGCCGACCUCAGCCGGUUCUAUCCGACACAGUCAGGUGCCCUGCGGAACAGCCAAAGCAACAGCAAUGCCCAUGGUUGGAAUGGUAUUGGUACCAGCAGCAACAACAGUGACACCAGAGAGGAGACAGGCUACGAACAGCUGUUCGAGAGUCUAACAGGCGAUCCAGUUCAGGUACCGUCCCAAGGUCUCCCACCGGCUCCCGUCAACAGCAGCGGCACGCAAGAUGCGUCUUCGAAGCGGGCAAAGGAGAUCUGGGGAGACCUAAAAGCCUACCACAUGAACGCCGGGCCAGCUUUUGACUUGUUCCAGACAAUCCAGGCUCAGAUCGGCCAGUCGUUCUGGAGGCUCAGCGACGAGAAGAUUGAGCGUGAUGAUGACAAGGAAGACUUCGGCCACGUGCAAUUCGGCGACGACAAAGUGUCUCUCUCGUUGAGUGCGGCCAGUGGCGAGUCGGACAUGACUUUCAGCACCAUGGCUGGGCUGCGCAGUUACGUGGCAAUGGUCAAAGCGAGGGGCGUCACUGAUCUCGACGCUCAUCAGACCCCAAGUCUCGCAACGGCUACCGUGGACGGCGCCAACAUUGCCGACCCCUCGGGAGGCAAAGGGGACGGCGAGUCCAUCCUGUACCUCAUCAAGGAAGACUACGACUCGUAUUCAUGGCGUGUCGCCAGCAUGACGGGAAAGCUUCUGCUUCUGCAGGAUCGGAUGGCCGAGAGGGCAAGGUCUUGA